GUGUGCUUCCACAGUCACUUUGAAAUUCCAAAACAUGUUGUUUUCUACCACAAAAGACUCAGAGUUUGCAUAUUUGGAAGAUAUUCAACAAUACCUUCUUCAUGAUGAUUCCAACAUUCAUACACCACAUCAACAAAUUCAAAGCCCUAACAAUGAUUCAAAGACAACUGCAUCUAAGCGCGAAGUGAAGGCGCCUCCCACAUGGAAGCGUUACAGAGGCGUGAGGCGUAGGCCGUGGGGAAAGUUUGCCGCAGAGAUAAGAGACCCAAAAAAGAAUGGUGCUAGGGUUUGGCUUGGUACUUAUGUGACUGAGGAGGAAGCAGGUUUUGCUUACGAUAAAGCUGCUUUCAAGAUGCGUGGCCAAAAGGCCAAGCUUAAUUUUCCCCACCUCAUUGGCUCUGAUGUGUACAUGUCGGAGUCAAAGAGGAAGGUGGCUUUGAAACGGGAAUCACCAGAGCCUUCUUCUUCAUCGGAAGAUAGUUGUGAGUCAUCGUCACCAGGAUCGAAGAGGAGGAGCAUGGUUGACCUACUUAACAAAUUAGCCAAGAAUAGAAGCCAAGUCAUGGUGGUAGAAAAUGAAAUGGCCUCACUAGAAAAUGAUGUUGAGCAAUGGGUGAAUGAGUUGAGUGAUUGCUCCCUAAUAUGGUGCUCUUAAUUAUCGUAGCUAUGUUUAUUUUAAUUUUUCUAUUUCUGCAGCUCCUAAGUUAUUUAGGUUUUUGCUGUAAGUGCAGCUGUUCCUAGAAUAAGUUUGAGAUAAUUUUUGCAUAACCCUGAUGUUAUACUAUGGGGGUUAUGUUUAAGCAUAGCUACGACUAUAUUGUAAUUUUUUCAACAGAUCAUUUCUUUGGAUCUGUU
Molecule: messenger RNA, 855 nt
Organism: Medicago truncatula (barrel medic)
Lineage: Eukaryota; Viridiplantae; Streptophyta; Magnoliopsida; Fabales; Fabaceae
Product: ethylene-responsive transcription factor 1
Exons: 1
Coding region: 35-655 (206 amino acids)
Biological process (GO): ethylene-activated signaling pathway; regulation of DNA-templated transcription
Molecular function (GO): DNA-binding transcription factor activity; DNA binding
Source: RefSeq, a predicted model, not a curated record